CCAACUUACGGCAAUGCACCGACCUACUUACGGCAACAACCGUGACAAUAAACAACCUGCCACAGGUUGGUGCACCAAAUGCUGCUGGCUUUAGAUUAAAGAACAGAUCUUCAAGGAAGCUAGCAUACCAGUUUCAAAUAUGCCUUAAGAAAGGAAAAAAGGUUUUAAAGAAUACUACCUACAGAAAGGCCAUUUCGUAAUUAAAAGUAUGUCUAACUGGAGAGACUACAGCAAAGAACAUUGGGAAAAAAGCAACAAAUUAGCACAGUAUUGCUAGGCUUUUUUCUGCUUUCAUGAAGAUUAGCUGCUGAAGAAGGCAUAAUGAUUAGACAAAAACUUUCACUUGAUAAGCAUCAGACAGUCACAACAAAUAUCAACAGUGAUAAAGAUGAUGUCCAUGAAGAGAAUGGAGCACUUUUUUGGAUCAACCGGAGUGGUAUUCCUUUGGAUAAACCAACGUGGGAAAGAAUGUGGGAGCAUGUGGCACGUGUGCACCCUGAAGGAGUGGCUAUGACCAAAAAAAUCAGGAAUCAGAAAGACUUGCCUGAGAUUGCAGUGCCCCAGGCACCUCUAACAUUUCCUUCCACAGUUCCCAUACCAGAACGUCUGCAGCGCAUACAAAAAUACAUGUCAGGAUUGGAGUAUAAUCACACUGGCACUCAGUUCUUUGAGAUAAGAAGAAUCCGUCCAGUGGCAGGAUUGAUGGAGUGUGCCAAAGAAAUGAUAAGAGAAGCUUUACCUAUCAAAUGCUUGGAAGCUGUGAUCCUAGGAAUAUACUUGACUAAUGGCAUGCUAGGUCUUGAACGGUUUCCAAUCAGCUUCAAAACCAUUUUCAGUGGAACAGCUCAUCAUCAUGUGGUAUUGGGCGUUUACUAUGGUGGGCGUUAUGGUGCCAUUGGUAUGAGUCGCAGAGAUGAUCUCAUGUAUAAAACUCUUACAUUUAAGAGUCUCUCUGAUCUUGUGUUUGACUUUGAGAGAUCCUACAAAAAUUAUUGGCAUGACUUAGUAAGGAUAAAAGUUGGCAUGGCAGUUUCACAUGAUCAGCACAGCUAUGAAGUUAUCAACUGGAAGGCAUUAGCUCUCAAUCUGCGACAUAUGCAUCGCAAGGAGCUCACAAGAGACUUAGAAGUUCAUUCUCGCUACAUGAGAGCAAAGGCACAGUCAUUGUUGUUGAAUACCUAUGUGAAGAAUGUUACUCCUGUGCAUGAAAGCAGUAGUGCCAAAGAAAAUCUGAAGUAUGGACGUAGUGUGUCUCCAAUUCGUGUUGCUAGAUCAAAAAGUUUAGGAGUGGAAACAAAUGUCAAAAGGCCCACACCAUGCAUUGGCGACAAGUUAGUUGACAAGGACCUUGGCUAUCAAAUAGGCAUCUGAGGUUGGCUCAGUUACCAUGAGCUUUCUCUUAAACCUAAAUGACACUUUUGCAAAUGCCUUGAAUACCCGUAAAACAUAAAAAAAGUGAUCUUUCUUUGUUCAUUUUUUUAAAUGUUGAUUUGCUCAAACUUGUUAGACAGAUUACAUGUCUAUGCCUCUUUAUACCAGAAAGGAUUUUUAUCUCAAUUCCCUUUAGUCCUGAGUACAGUGGUGCUGCCAGUAUUGUGUAUCAAGGAGAAAGAAUAAAAACUAUAUCCAGCUUCCAAGAUCAUGGAAUCACCUAGCUUUUGUAUUUGCACAAUCCUGUGUACAUAGGGAUGAAAAUAUCGUUGAUUUAUAACCACAAUUUUUUCCUUGACCGUGUUGAUGAAACUGUAAGUUGUGAUCAGACCAGUGUGAUAUUAAGUGUUCUGCUGGUGAAUGCACACAAUUGACAGGGAAUCCAUCUUGAUGACUUUAUUAGCUGUUACCAAGUUUGUAUUAUUGGUAUUGGUAAUACAUCUUUUUGAGACCAGUUCAGUAUAUAUCACGUGGUGAAAAGAUACAAGAUUUGGCCACAGCAACAACCUGUCUUUUGACAGGAACUGGUCAUCAGCAGGCAACAGUUGAGUUUGGUAUUCUAGACCUGCUUGCUACCUCUGUGGCAAUGUCCAUUCGCUUAUUUCUGUUUGUUAGUCAGUUUGACCUACGUGUUGGCUUCUAUCAAGGGUGUCCUAAAAGAGGGUCUAAGAGUGGAGUGUGUAUCCACAUAACCGAACAAGACGAGCUUAAACCAUUUGACUGUAGAUAUUUUCUUCGGAAACCACCAGAUUAUGAUCUGUACAUAAUUGUUGGUCAUGAUUCAGUUAGGAAAUUUAGAGCAGAUUCCUCAGGCACUUCGUCUCAAAUGUCUAAUUUUCUGCAGGCAACAAAGUCCAGAAGACAGUAAACCUGUACAAUAUACUUAAUAUUGCUCUUGGUGACAUAUUUCAGAUAACACACUGAUCUCUUAAAACAGUUUAAGGCACUAAGUAAUCUUUAUCUUGUUCUUGGCAUUUGGUGGGGGAUGGUAAAUACACAGAAAGGUGGUAUGGUUGAAGGGGAGAUGGGCAUAGACAACUGUAGAUGACAUCAAUGCCACAAAACUCUACUUUUCAUCCCAGUCUUUUGCUGUCUACCUUUGGUGAUAUAGUAAGGAACUGCUCUAAGGCAUUGGAUACUUUGCCGCACUGCAUAUAACUGAACCUAUUGUUGUUGCCAGUCUGCACAACAUCUGCUAGAAAGAGCAAGUCUGAGCUUGCUUUGCUGCUGACCAGGGUUUACCAUUUUGGUUUUUUAGUUGCAGUGAAAACUUGUGGCUUGCACCUGCCAUGAGGAUAUUGAAACGGUACAUGCCAGCUUCUCCAUUUUAGACGGCCUCCAUAUUUGGCUUAUUUGUUUAGGUCUUCAUUCAUGGUUCUUGGGGGCCUUUUUAUUAUUUCAGCACUGCCAGCAUCAAGCUCACAUUGCUGUACUCAUCCUUGAGUACAAUUUUAUGAAAAUUGUAAUCCUAAACCUUAAAAAUAAACCUCUGGCGUUCAAAACAAGAAUUAUCUAUUAACAGGUUAGAGCUUAAAAUGAUCAAGUAUGUCAUUUAUAUAGCAUAUUGUAAUCAUAAUUACAGAUUAGAAAAGUUGCAUUACUUCUCCUUUCUGAAAUUAUGUCAGGUCAAUUUCAGUCACAAAUAUUAAAAUGUUGAACUGUCAUUUAUUUUUUCUUGUUGCCUCCAGUCUCAUUACGUGAGGCCACUAUUUAAAGAUAACUGUUAAAAUUAAGUGAUAGCCACCACCCUCUUGUAACUGGUGAUCUGAAAAUUAUUUAUCUCGGAGAGCAAUAUGUGCAUGUAAACUGCAAAGCCUGAAGUAAUUAAUAAAAUGUGAAAUUUUGCAGAAAA
Messenger RNA from Pomacea canaliculata, 3283 nucleotides. RefSeq names its product vasohibin-2-like. Gene Ontology annotation, cellular component: cytoplasm. The record is from RefSeq and is a predicted model, not a curated record. Gene Ontology annotation, biological process: regulation of angiogenesis. NCBI's taxonomy places the organism in Eukaryota, Metazoa, Mollusca, Gastropoda, Architaenioglossa, Ampullariidae.